AGUAAGACAGUCUGCCCCUCCUUCUGAUGCAUGUCACUAGCGCCAGUGCAUGCAGACUAGGCCUCCCCUAGACUUGACGAACGAAGAUAGUCGUUCCUUCUUUACUGGUAAGUAUCGUAUCAUUCUAACACCGCAGUUCAAAGUCAUGAGCGCUUGAGCCUCAAGCGCUCGAACAUGCAGUGCGGUGUGCGACACAUCACUGUAUUUCUCCAUCAUCAUGACACCACCAUCCCUCGUUCACAUUCUCAGCGCACUGAAAAAAUGGUUUUUGCGACUUACUCGCCGUUCUGCCAGUUUAUUCUUCUUAUUGUUAUCUUCACUCCGCCGAUCUACUAGAUGUCAUGCACAGCCUCAGGCUGGAAAUUCGAGAUUGAUCAGCCAGCCUCGUCUCUCCAGCGGAUUUCUACUGCGAGCCCUUGAAGUGGACAUCGCAGGCGAUGAUGUACCCAUUUGUUUCAGUCUUUUGCCUCCUGCCAGUGGUCCAAUGGGAGAGCCUUCAUCCCAUUCAGAUGAUCCUUACACAGGAACCCAUUCACGAGAUUCACGACCUUUGUGCAAGGGCACAGGGUCACCUCCGUUGGAAGCUAAUCCGACGACGACAGGAUACCCCAAUGCAACCGAAUCAAGCGGGCUUCAUCAGGGCUCUAUGUCAAGUUUGCACCUGUCUCUGCAGAUGGGAGAGAGCUCGGUGGGCGACAGGACGAUUCUAAACGACCAAUUGCAGGAGUCCAGCAGCCCAGGAACAUCGCGCCAUUCCGACUUCCAUGAAUUACCCAGACCGCGAUCACGAUCCCAAGGAUACAUGGAUAAUACUCAUUCUAUCAAUACAACACGCGGCGCGGAGAUAAUCAGACCAGUGGGCUUUCCGACGAGAGUGAACUCGAUGAAAUAUCUAUCAUACACAAAAACUGUUCAUUCUCGCCCACAUUUAGCCCGUAGUGCCAUCAUGCGUAGAUCUACGGACACAGAUGCUGUUGGUCGUGUUUCGGUGGGCACCGAUCGCUCCCUAACACGAUCGAUUGCUACGUCAGAAAGUCGACAAGUUCCAUAUCGAACACACAAGGGACGCGUUGGUUCUCAUCCAGUUAGCGUCCAUAGCGUCUCCAUACACCACGGAUCCCCGCACACAAUUUUUGUUCCAUUGGCUUCGCCUAUCCAGGCGGUAUCAAUAUCUGAUCCGGGUAGCGACCAUCGUCGUUAUGAUACUGCUCCGCCUGGCAGCCCCGAGCGACUAGGAUCGGAAGUAGCGCUCCCCAUGGUCUACGACGGCGGCCCGCCAAUAGGUCUCCUGGUUGCAGAAGAGGUCAGGCGGCGUGAAGAGUACAUACCAAGGAGCUCUGUACCUUCCCGAACUGCCAUUCCUGCCAUGACCGUGAAAUUUCCUGUACACGACGCGGCUGUACCCCCAGGAUGGACUAAGCUCGUGCAUCCGCAAGGUUGUUGCUACUUUGUCCACCAAGAAAAAAGAACAUUCACACAAAUGAAUAUUUGCGAAAAAGACGUACGCGAGAAGAUCGAAUACUACAUGCAGUACUUGCUGUAUGAACUCCACAAACACGGGGACCUUGAGCUUGACAUGUCGCAAGUGGACCUUGUGCUCGAGCCGAAGGUCUUCUCCAAUGGCGAUACAAUCGUUGGCUGUUAUUAUUUCGCUAACCACCGUGACAGAUGCCUCUUCUGGUUAGAUGAAUACAAUACCGAAGAUAUUCUCUCAGAUUGUAGUGGCGUGGAGAAUCUUUCACACAUACGGCUCGCCAUCCAAGCACAAUAUUGGAAACAUUGCGAGUACUUCCCUUGCUUGUGCCCAGUUACGCAGGAUCUUGUCGAUGAAGUCAAGGAUAUGUUGCUGUAUGCGAAAUGUGACCACCUAAGCUCGCGCCAGUCUACUGCGUCGUUCGAUCUCAUCGAAAUCAGAGACUAUCUGUCUAUUGUAGAUAAGAUCAAGGUCUAUUCUUCUAUAGACCAGAAGAUGCAGCGAUGUCACGCCGCAAUUGUCAUUGGUCGAAUUAUGUAUGCAUUCAGUCGAAAUCACUUUGUCAACUCUCAUGGGGAGAGCAGUGUGAGACUGACCUUUGAACAGACAGUCCAUCCAUAUACUCCGUCACUGUUGAUAGUCGUUCUUGCACCCUUCCUGUUCUUGGACCCCCUGGCACUAGUUCGAGAACUCCACACGACUUUUAUUGACAACACGCCUUCCUCAGAGCGGUGGAAUGCAUUCAACGCAAAGCUGAAUGGGCAGCUUCAGGAUUCCACCCUACUGGCCACUGUCUUACUCAAUGCCAAUGUUGGAUUUCUCGCUAUCAACACUGUUGAUAUGAGCGGUAGAUCCCCUACUCAGGUGGCGAGCUACAUGUCUCUCGUGGCAAGCUUGGGAAGCAUGAUUAUUGGCUUGUUGCUUGUUUCACAUACUCGAACCUUGGGCCAAGGUACGGUCCUCCAAGGGGAAGUUUUUCUAUCGGGACUUGGUGAGAAAGAGCGCAGACUUGAAAGACUGGCCAUAAUUUACAGCCUCCCAAAAACGUUGCUCAUGUGGGGUAUGAUCUUCUUCUUCGCGGCAUUCUCCAUCAAUUGGUGGGGUCCUGGAGAUAGAACUUCCCGGGCCGUUGUUGGCUCCGUGAUACUGCUCGCACUUGUAGUGAUCUCGUUCGGCGUCAUUCGAACCAGUAGCAGAGGAGAUCGCUGGUGGCGGCAGACGAAACUAAUCUUCUUGGAACUAUUUACUUCUCUGGCUGACGCUUGGAAGCAGCUCGUGGAGCUUAUGGGGAUGAAGAAAGGCCAAAGAGACGACCCCCAAUCCCACGCUGAAGGGAUCAACCCUUUCCCCAUCGCUGGAGCGGAUGCAUCAAUUUUACCUGGUUUUCAACCAGAAAUACCGGGCUCAGACCAUCGUGAAAACCACCCCAACUCCUCUAUCCCCCCGACGCGACAAUACCGCCCCACCACUUCCAUGGAUUCCCCUCAGCAACCACAUGACGCCAACUCCACGCAGCCAUCAUCGGAUUUACGUCCCAGCCCAGGUUUUCUGUCAGGCACAGGCUCUUUGCAACGAAUUCGAGAAGACAUCCAGAAUGUUUUCCGAGACAAGUCUACCAUGGGGGGAUACUGCGAGCCUGAUGCUGCCCCUUUAGGUAUGCACUUUACGACAUCACCAAACUCUGGGUCAGAAUGGAUGGUUGGGACGGCGGUCGAUGCGAUAUUGCAUUCUGAUGCUCUCCCAACCGCCACCGACACGGGCACCUCCAUAUUACCUGGUCCAUCCCGAACAGAAGAAAGGGAGAGGGUGGAAUAUACCGAUAAUAUAGUCGAGGAGCCAGGAGAAUUAGACGAUCCUCAACGUUCGCCGAGCACAACGCUGCCUCCAAGAAUCUUCGCUAAAAAUGCACCUGAUGACUAUUUCCAUCAUGCUCCGAAUUGGACGUUACAGGAGGGGCAUGACCUAGAGGAGUGCGAAGACUAAGAGAAAUGGCUCGUGGUUAAUUGCAAGAAGAAGAGCACCGCCCUGGGAACUAACAGUCACAGACACUGGUGGCUAUCACCGGUCGGAAGUGUAUCAUACUGUAGAUGAUACUACGUACUUCAGUACAGCGUACAACGCAACUUCGAUGUACCCACGAAGCUCAGCGCACUGAGCGCAACCGCCAGCAUCUCCGUCUAGAUCUCGGUGUCAUUAUCUAAAAGCCUUCCGUUUUCAAUACGAACAAACAACCGCG
Suillus paluster is the source of this 3710-nucleotide messenger RNA. RefSeq lists its product as uncharacterized. The transcript has 14 exons. The record is from RefSeq and is a predicted model, not a curated record. The coding region runs from base 218 to 3457 and encodes 1079 amino acids. Lineage: Eukaryota; Fungi; Basidiomycota; Agaricomycetes; Boletales; Suillaceae.